CUCCUCCUCCUCCUCCUCCUGCUGCUGCUGCUGCUGUUGAGAGGACUCCGGGGCUCAGGCGGGCGAAAAAGGGGGAAAGCAAGCAGCCCCUUCCUCCUGCUGCUGGUGCUGCUUGGCCUCUGGCGGGGCCAGGUGGGCUCCCUGGAAGCUCCUACCAUGAAGACCACACUGAAAUAUCUGUUUGGGUUCCUUGCAAUUGCCAUUGUCAUUACAGCCAUAGUUCUUUCUAUAGUUUUGAUGACAAACCAAGAUAUUCCUGAUCAACGUAGGAAAUUUACUCUACAGGAUUAUUUGAGUGAUAAUUUUCAAUACAAAUCGUACAACUUGCAGUGGAUUUCAGGAAAUCAAUAUCUCCACACAAGGCAAAACAAUAUCCUUCUCUUUGAUGUUGACAAAGGAUCAGAGAUCACAGUCUUACCAAAUAUAACAUUAGCCAGUUAUAAUAGUACUGAAGCAAUUUUGUCAUCUGACCAAAAAUAUGCUCUCCUGCGAUACAAUUAUGAGAAGGUGUGGAGGCACUCAUACAAUGCAUCAUACCACAUCUAUGAUUUGAGCAGUAGUUCCUUAGUACCUGGCAAGGCACUUCCUACAAAUAUUCAGUACAUAUCCUGGUCACCUGUUGGUCAUAAAUUGGCCUAUGUUUCGAAUAACAACAUUUACAUCAGAGAAAUGCCAAAUGCUUCUGAUAUACAGAUCACCAAAAAUGGCGAAGAAAACAGAAUUUUUAAUGGAUUAUCAGAUUGGGUAUAUGAAGAGGAAAUGUUUGGCACUCAUUCUGCUCUGUGGUGGUCUCCAAAUGGCACUUUUUUAGCAUAUGCAGAGAUUAAUGAUACUGAAGUUCCAGUUAUCGAGUAUUCGUUUUAUUCAGAAGAUACGCUGCAGUAUCCAAAGACCAUUAAAAUCCCAUAUCCUAAGGCAGGUGCUACGAAUCCAACCAUAAGGCUGUUUAUUGUGAAUACCCAAUCUCUUCCCAGUGUCAAUACCACUGAAAUUGUUGCACCAUCAAGCAUAAAAUCUGGGGAUCACUACUUGAGUGUUGUAACAUGGGUGGCGAAUGAGAGAAUCUGCCUUCAGUGGCUCAGAAGAAUUCAGAAUUUUUCAGUUCUUGGCAUAUGUGACUUCGCUAGACAAAAUGGAACAUGGCAAUGCCCUGAGGAAAAGCAGCAUAUUGAAGAGAGUAAAACUGGUUGGAUUGGCAGGUUUCAGCCAUCUGAACCUUACUUUUCAUAUGACAGAAUUAGCUAUUACAAAAUCAUCAGUGACAUAAAUGGCUAUAAACACAUCCACUACACUGACAGCACAGGGAAGACGAUACCUGUUACAAAUGGACCAUGGGAGGUAAUCAGCAUAGCCGCUCUAACAAAUAAUUAUAUAUACUUUAUCAGUAAUGAAUUUGAAAGUAUGCCAGGAGGGAGAAAUCUUUAUAAAGUGGAGUUAAAAAAUGGGUUUCCAAAAACAUGCAUUAGCUGUAAUCUAAACAAAGAAAGGUGUCAGUAUUAUUCAGCAUCCUUCAGCACAGAUGCAAGAUACUAUAUACUGAAUUGCUAUGGUCCUGGCCUGCCCUAUUUCACCUUGCACAACAGCAGUACAGAUCAAGUUUCAAAGGUCCUGGAAAACAAUACAGACUUUGAAAAUUUGCUGAAGGAUAUCCAGAUGCCCUCUAAAAUACUAAAAAGUAUUCCACUGCAUGGAGAAAAUUUCUGGUAUCAAAUGAUCUUGCCACCUCAUUUUGAUGAAUCAAAGAAAUACCCCCUGCUCAUUGACGUAUAUGCAGGGCCCUGCAGUCAGAAAGCUGAUGCGGCCUACCGGAUCAAUUGGGCUACAUACCUGGCAAGUACAGAGGAGAUUAUUGUGGCUAGUUUUGAUGGCAGAGGAAGUGGAUAUCAAGGAGACAAAAUCAUGCAUGCAAUAUAUCGAAGACUGGGCACCUAUGAAAUUGAAGAUCAGAUCUUGGCAACUAAAAAAUUUUCUGAAAUGAGCUUUGUUGAUAAGACAAGAAUAGGUAUCUGGGGCUGGUCAUAUGGUGGCUAUGUGUCAUCCAUGGUGCUGGGAUCAGGAAGUGGAGUGUUCAAGUGUGGAAUAGCUGUUGCUCCUGUGUCACGCUGGCAAUAUUAUGAUUCUAUAUACACUGAACGCUACAUGUGUCUUCCCAAAGAAAAUGAUAACCUGUAUAACUAUGAGAAUUCUACAGUCAUGGCCAGAGCACGAAACUUCCGAGACAUUCAAUAUCUACUGAUCCAUGGAACAGCAGAUGAUAAUGUUCAUUUCCAGCAAGGAGCCCAGAUCUCAAAAGCUCUGGUUGAUGCGGAGGUGGAUUUCCAAGCAAUGUGGUAUACAGACAAAGAUCACGGAAUUGGAGGCCAUGCUCACAGCCAUAUUUACACCCAUAUGAGCCAUUUUAUCAAGCAGUGUUUUGCAUUGUCAUAACACCUUUUGCUUCUCAUGCACAUAUUUUAUGAAGGUUUCUAAAAGAACAGUGUCCUAGGUUAAUGGUCUCAUGUUUCAGUCAACCGAGACAGUGAUUUCUAAGAAUACUUGAAUGAAGAUUUUUUUAUUAUUUUUGCAAUUCCAGUAAAUAGAAACCAAAGAUCAGCAUUACUCUACUUACCACACAAGGAGGAGAUACUCCAUUCUCUUCUCUGUGGAGGCAUAUUUUGCAUUUUCAUUAAAGAGUGAGUGGACCAAAAAUCUUCCUUCUGGACAGGACAAUGGAGCACAGCCAUGUGUACAUGAACCAUAGGAUUCCAGCAGCCCUAUUUAUCUGAGUUUAUUUUGUCGAUAUGUAAGUGUUGCUCUUAUGAAACAAAGUGUGACUUGCACUUAUGUGAGUUUUGUUAUAAGUUAGAGGAAAUUACAUGAAGCACUGUUUCAUUUGUAUGCACAAUAGAAGUUUAAGUGUGAUAAUUUCAGCAGAUAUGAUUCAGCUUUUAGAUGGGAGAAGCUGAAAGUGAAAAUACCCCUCUAAAAUACCUUGGCUGGUUUCAUCUGAUCAUGUAAGGGCAGAGCAAGAUGUGAUUUGAGAGCUCUAUAAUUAGGUUUACUUGCAAUUAAAAAUUUAAAAGAACCCACUUGAAAAGGGGAAAAUCUAAAAUUGGUAUGAACCACAAUUAAAAAUAAAUAUUGGAUCAGAGGAACAAUUCAUCUGUUUCUUUCCCAUGUCUUCAUCAGUGAAUGAAGCCAGAUCCAGAGCUUGGUGAUGGCAGAACACUUUGAGGAUGCUAAAUCUGAACCUUGCCAGUGGGCACUGAUCAAAAUACUCAAGCCAUUGGCCAUUGUGUUAGCAAAGGACUAAAUCACUGCAACUGAACUGUGAAUAAUUACAUCUUACAAGCCUUAGGACUUUCACAAAUCUGAAUCUUGUAGUGGGCUUGCAAAAAAAUAUAUAUGUUACUUUGUUUUUUAAAAUAUAAGCAGAGAGAUCUUGAGACAUUCUGAGAGCAUAUACUACCAACUUCUUUCUCUCAGUCAGUCUCAAAGAUCCCCUUGCAUAUUGAUCCAGACUAACAUGGCUGUGUUAAAAAUAUAUGGGUUGGAUUUAGCAUUUGCCUUCUGUUGACAAAAGGGUUCCACUCAUGGAAAAUGGAAUCUAUCACACUGUGGUUGUGAAUGAAGCCAGGGUGGGGCUUAGAUACUGCAGUCAGGGCAGGUAUGUGACUAGUCAUUAGACAAGAUUCAAACGUUCUAUUUACAAGGCAUGAUUCUCUGCCAGCAUAGCUAUGCUAGUGGUCCAGGUGGAAGAUGAUGGGUGCAUAAGAGCCACUGGAGAUUUUUGGGUGCAGCUCCACCACUCUACCCCCAGCCACUGAUUGUGCAUCCAGGAUUCCUAGCACACGUGGGGAGAAAAAGCAGCAAUCAUCAAACACCUAGACACGGGUAGGAACUGUUUCUUCAGUUCCAAAUAUGCAAGGACUACUAGAUGACUUUUGUGACUAGGAGGAAGGGGAUGAGGCUGCCUCUGGGAGCCUCUGGCUAACUUUGCACACCCAAGGGUAAUGGUGUUCCACAUGGAGGUAUAGGAUGCCUCUUUCCAAAAUAGCCGUAAAAGAGCUUCUACUGAUACUACCAGGAUUCUGGCCAUUCUUUGCAGAUUACUCUCUUUUCUAGGCAGCUAAAGUGCAACACCAGACUAGAAUAGGAACCAAUCUCGGUGUGCAUCAAAGCAUCAAUUAAAGUGUAGGGGAAUAUCCUGUUUUGCUCUUUUUCAUACAACAUAAACAUUCUGCUGGUGCAUUAGAAAGAGAAAUCUAUAAGAAAUAAUACGGUACCUUCAGCUCUUGUGAGCAGUUUUAUGUGAUUCUAGCAGUUUACGGCUUCACUCUUUUUCAGUGCAUACAAUUCCCAUUUGGAUUAUACUGCCCAGUUAUGAAAUUCCAUAUUACUACUUACCAAUGUGCCUUAGAACAUACUGAUCAAGUUCUUGAGAUUUUUGGUCCCCCUCUCCCUGGCUCAACUUUGUACAUUACCAACAUAAUCCUCAGACAUAAAUCUCAUUAUAUUUGAAGGAUAGUGCGUAUGGAAUUUGCAUAGUAUGUUGUCCUGCAAAUGUAGCUGUUUAAAACAUAAUAUAAUAAAGCUAUAUUUGUGAUAUGAGA
Sceloporus undulatus (fence lizard) is the source of this 4592-nucleotide messenger RNA. RefSeq names its product dipeptidyl peptidase 4 (gene DPP4). The record is from RefSeq and is a predicted model, not a curated record. Bases 157 to 2427 code for a protein of 756 amino acids. The transcript is spliced from 26 exons. Gene Ontology annotation, biological process: proteolysis. NCBI's taxonomy places the organism in Eukaryota, Metazoa, Chordata, Lepidosauria, Squamata, Phrynosomatidae. Gene Ontology annotation, molecular function: dipeptidyl-peptidase activity; serine-type endopeptidase activity.